CAUGUCAAAACAAAAUAUUUGGAAAAGAAAACAUACUAGAACAAAAAGUGACAUUUUUAUAAUUUUUCGUUAGAAUGUAUAGUUAUGAUUAAUAAGUGGAAUGAAAAACAUUUGGAUUUUAUGGGCAGAAAAAAUAUGUUGGUUCUGUGGUUUUAAUGGAGGAAUAAUUUCAGUUAUAUGAAUAUAUUACGAUUUCCAGACUAUGGAGUCAUUACCAAAAACAUUAAUUGAGGUUUUAAACUCUGCUAUGAAAGAAAAUCAGAAUCUGUCAUGGAGAAUUCAUGGCAUGGAGGACAAAGUUAUUAUGAAUUUAAUGUGGAGUACAAAAACUAAUUGUUCAAAAGACGGAUUUGCAAACAAAAUCCUGGAAAAUUCAUUGUCGUCCGUAGAUGAUGGCUAUACAACUCUUAGGAGUGAAAAUAGUUCACAAACUAUUUGCAAUUCUGUAUUGCCUGUCAAAAAUGUUAAAAUAUCUUAUGCUCCAAAGGAUGAUAGGAAUAAAAGUAGUGAUCACAUAGGAAUGUACCAGAGUGAUCUUAAAUUGUUAGAUGAAUUGAACAGUUCUGAUGUAAGUAGACCAAAGGAAGGACCUAAGGAGGGACGUAAACAAUUACCACCAAUCCCUGAUUCAGAGGAAGAUAUGGCGGGUACACAGAAACAGAUCAAAACGGGUAUUCAUGGAUUUGAAAACUUCAAGUUAGAAUACUCACUGAUGGCUGAGUAUAAAUUGUUGAUGCAGCAGAAAAUUCCAGGGUGCUAUUUGAUGCCAUCAGCUUUAUCACCUCUUAUUUGGUAUGGUAUAUUGUUUAUGAGACAAGGCCUGUACCAGGAAGGUGUAUUCAGAUUUAAAUUAACAAUUCCAGAUAAUUUCCCUGAUGGGGAAUGCCCUAGUCUAGUCUUUGAUUUUCCUGUCUUUCAUCCUUUAGUGGAUCCUUCUACUGGGGAACUUGAUGUAAAAAGAGCUUUUCCAAAAUGGAGGAAGAACAAUAACCAUGUAUGGCAGGUGCUGUUGUAUGCUAGAAGAUGUUUUUAUAAAAUAGAUACAAAAUUGCCAUGGAAUCCAGAAGCUUCUGUAUUAUAUGAAGAAGAUACAGAUUUGUUCAAGAAAAAAGUGUUGGAAACAGUUGCUGUAAGCAAAGACAAAUCUAAAGAACCUGUUAAAUCAGAUGACCCUCAUACAAUAAGAUAUACACCAUGGGACCCAAAUAUACAUGAAGACGCCAGAAAACAAAUGAUUAAACCUAAGGUAAAUACAGUCAAAAGGUAGUGAGAGUCAAACGUCAACAAGGACAAAUGGUCUGUCAUGGAUGAAGAAUGGAAGUUUACAGAUAUUAUCCAGAGAAGAUUCUGGCCUUGCGUGAUAGAAAAGUCUAAUCUUAUGCAUUCAUGUGUUCAUAUUGAUUUUGUUAGACAUUUAAUUUAUCCCAUGAAAUAAUAAAACUGUAAAAAUGUGAUUACAAGAGACAAAAACUAAUGUUGUGCUAUAAAAUAGGUUUUUACAAUUGUGAAGUAAAUUUUGUAAGCAUUUGCUCUAAUGCAUUGAAUAUUGCUAUCUGGAAGAAAGUUGUCUUAAGGAAGGUUGUUCUAAUCUAUAUAUGUAUUACUGCCAAUUAAUCUUUAUCAAUUGCAUCAGCUUUGAUAAAAGAAAAAGGAUUAAUAUAUUAGAUAUAUGUGUAUAUACCUCUACACUACGUGCUUGUUGAGUAUGGACAUAUUAUGUUGUACUGCUGUUGAACCAUCCAUAUAAACUUAAAGAUAAACUUAAAAUUUUUCUUUUUACCAAAUCUUAUAAUAGCAUAGUUAGCAUUAGCUUAGAAUUUAUGAUCAUUUUGCUUUGACUAAAUCUUAAUUGUUUCACAAUAAUGAUAAGAUUUAGCUCCCUUUCAGUUUGAUAUGUUUCACUAAUUUUGUGCCAUUGUUGCAGAACCCAAUUUGUGAAAAAAAAAUUGACCCUUUUUCAUAUUUUACACAAGAACUCAGCUUUUACUUAUUUUUUUUAUUUUUUUUGGUAAGUUAUUUUAUAAUUUAUUGGGUAAGUGGGUGUUUGUAUGCUUCUGAUGCAGUUGUCUAUUUAUUUGAAUUGUUACUUAAAAGUCAUGAUGGACAAAUGUUUUAUUUUUGAUGAAUCCGAUUUCCAGCAUUGAUUUCAAAAUGUAAAUGUGGUUUACAUAAGAGAUGGAUUUUUAUCCCAUUCCUUUACUGACCAUAGCUUUUAACUCAACUGGCCCAAAGGACUAAUGAGUGUUGCAAUCACUUGAUUCCAUUUCCUAUUCAUUAUGGCCUUUUUUAUGCUCCACUCUUAAGCCAAUUGUUGGAAGAUCAUCUAGAUUUGUCGAUUUUUCAAUCUGUAUGUGCAUUAGUCUUGAUUUGGUUAAAUUCUUUUUGUAGUUCCUUUUACAGAAACAUGUGAAUAUGCAUGUCGACUCAAUGUAAUUUGUUAUUGAUAUGACAGUGGUCAACAAAAUUUGAGUCAUCUCAAUAUACUUUUCAUGCAUAAGUGCCAUUUAUAAGUGUUUAGUUUGUUCAGUUCAGAAACAAAUAAUGAUGUAUUGGGGAUAUUUCAGUAUAUUAUAACAUUUCCUUUAUAGACUUAUUAAAUACAGUACAUUUCUAUUACAAAGUGAUCAUAACAAAUCAGCCACACAUACGAUUGGUUUAGUUUAAGUUUAGGUUCAAAUUUCAAAAAUAUAUUUGAGUUUACCGGUAAGCCAAAGACAUAUAUACUAAUACUAUUUAGUAUAUAUGUCUCUGGGUAAGCCAAUGAAUUCUUACAUCUGUAACACACUUCUGUGACAUUUGAACCACCAUAUUGACACUUUAUACAUUCAAGUAUAAUUUGGUUAAAAUUCGCCACAUAGCACAGUGAGGAUCUAAAUUUGUAACAUACUAGAAAAUUAGAUUGUAAUGAUAUAAAUUUUCAUAGCCCCAAUUAAUUUCUGAAAAGGAUGUCAUACCCUAUAUGAUUAUAUUUGUGAUAGCCUCAGAUUUUCAGUCAACUGCAAAUUUUGCACUUUUCAAAUUGGUCCAUAUCUCAGAUGGUUGAUAUUUCACUGCCACAUCACUCUUAUAGUGUAAGAGGGUCUCCUUGACCUUCAUUAUUAAAACAUUUGUGAAAUGAAGGUACCUAAAAUUAUAUAACAGGAUGCCUUAUAACAUGUCAGUUGAGACAUGGCUGUGAGGAGAAAUCUAAAUCGUGCAAGUUAGCAAUGGACCUCUUUUUUGUGAUCAAUAGGUUAAAAAAAACAUUCCAUAUAAAAUGUAAUUUCAAUAUUUGAAUGUGUGAUUUGUGUGACAUACCCUGAAAUUUUGUGUACAUAUAAAACAACAUUAAAAUUAUAUAAAAUAUAUAUUCUAGUCUUGUGUAAGUUGUGGACAUUAUUUUAAUGGGCUUUAAAUCCUAAAACUGAAUAAGUUUUGUCAGUAACAAUAAUAGAGCAACAAAGUCUUCAAUCUGAUGAAGUGUGCUUUAUAGUGCAAAACUUUCGCUGAAAAUGAAAAUGCAUUAAUUAUUUUUUGUAGGCCUUAGGGCUUUACGUCUCAGAGUUUAUUCAAUAUACUACAUUUUUUAUUCUCUUGGUUUUGUAUUUUAAAGGACCUGUAAACUGUAUAUUUAGAAAUAUCAUACCGCACUAGGAUUUGUCCUCAAUGGGCUUAAAUGGUGUUCUUUUGGUGCUCUGAUUUAUCUCUCACUAAAUUACAAAAUAUUCUUUUUAAAUAUUAUUGUUUUAAUUCUUUACAGCAUAUGGUUGUAUGCUUGCCAAAAGUGAGAUAUCGAUGAUUACGUAAAUAAUAUGUGGUGACUUUAAUAUUGAUUAAAAAAAUGUGUUAUUAGAAUAGACACCAAAUUUUGGAGAGAAGGUAAAUAUUUUAGUUUACUUAUACAGCAUGCAUGAAACAAGAUUUUUAAUAUUCAAGGGUGAGAAAUAAUUAAUGUUUUACCAGAUGUUACUUUAUUAUUACAUGUAUAUCAAUGUAAGACAUUCUUAUACUCUGAAUGAAAUAUUAUGAUUAUUGUUGACAAUAAAGAUGAUCUUUAAAAUUCA
Molecule: messenger RNA, 4043 nt
Organism: Mytilus californianus (California mussel)
Lineage: Eukaryota; Metazoa; Mollusca; Bivalvia; Mytilida; Mytilidae
Product: AKT-interacting protein-like
Exons: 9
Coding region: 203-1267 (354 amino acids)
Source: RefSeq, a predicted model, not a curated record